AUGGCUCUCGUGCAGAAGCUCCUGCACCUCACCAACUUCUCGUCCCCCUUCCUCCGGACGGUGGUGCCAUCCGUGUCAGCCGCCUUCGCCAUCCAGGCUGCCUUUGCCGUGCCCUCCAUAGUAGCCCAGACGGAGCGGUUCUACGACUUCUCAGGCGCCCUCACCAACAUCAGCAUCGUCGCCCUGAGCCUGUACCUGCCGGCCCUGCGCGCCAAGUAUGCCGGGGGGGCCGCCGCGGCCGCGGGCAAGGCCCUGCCGAGCCUGCUGACGCCCUUCACCAACCCGGCCGCCGCGGGCCUGAACUGGCGACAGGUCGCGCUCACUGGCUUCGUGACGUUAUGGGCCGCCCGGCUGGGGGCGUACCUCUUCCAGCGCGUGCUCCGCGACGGCCACGACUCCCGCUUCGACGAGAUCAAGAAGUCCACGCCCAAGUUCUUCGUCGCCUGGAUGGCCCAGGCGACCUGGUGCUCCCUGAUCUGCCUGCCCGUCAUCGCGCUCAACGCCGUCCCCGCGUCCGCGUUCGCCGCCAUCCCCGGCCUGAGGCUCACCGACGUGCUGGGCGUCGCGCUGUGGGUCGGGGGCAUCACGCUCGAGGCCACCGCCGACAAGCAGAAGUCGCAGUGGCUCAAGGAGAAGCGCGAGAAGAAGCACUCGGAGGACUUUAUGACCCGGGGGCUCUGGCAGCGCAGCCAAUAUCCCAACUACUUCGGCGAGUCGACCCUCUGGACUGGUAUCGCGACCACUGCGGCGGGAGUCCUCGCGAGCCAGCCCAUCCAGGCGGCCAUUGGAUUCAGCGGAGGUGCGGGUGGUAUCCUCGGUGCCCUGGCACUGGCCUACGUCAGCCCAGCAUUCACGACUUUCCUGGUCACCAAAGUGAGCGGCAUCCCCAUGUCGGAGUCGAAAUACGACAAGCGGUACGGCGACCGCAAGGACUACCAGCAGUGGAAGAAGAACACGCCCAAGUUCUUCCCCAAGCUGUUUUGA
Molecule: messenger RNA, 984 nt
Organism: Diaporthe batatas
Lineage: Eukaryota; Fungi; Ascomycota; Sordariomycetes; Diaporthales; Diaporthaceae
Exons: 3
Coding region: 1-984 (327 amino acids)
Biological process (GO): lipid metabolic process
Cellular component (GO): membrane
Molecular function (GO): oxidoreductase activity, acting on the CH-CH group of donors
Source: RefSeq, a predicted model, not a curated record